AUGGAAAAGAUUCCUGAUCAGAUUGGUUACUUGGUUUUAACAGAGGACGGGGCUGUCCUUGAAUCUGGCGGUGAAUUGGAAAACGACGAACGUGUUGCUACAAUUAUUACUGAUCUCAUUUCCUUAUCGAAUAAGGUCGAUCCAGUAGCAUUUGGACCAAAUGAGCAGUUCAAGAAGAUAUCUAUAACUUACGAUGAUCAAUGGUUCGUGAUUUGUUUGUCGAACAAGAAGAUAUAUGUUGUGAAGCGCAGUAUACAGCCAAGCAUAAGUGAAGGAAAUGCAAUUAAUGUUUGA
Spodoptera exigua (beet armyworm) is the source of this 294-nucleotide messenger RNA. NCBI's taxonomy places the organism in Eukaryota, Metazoa, Arthropoda, Insecta, Lepidoptera, Noctuidae. The record is from the annotation of a GenBank genome assembly.